This is a messenger RNA of Cynoglossus semilaevis (tongue sole), 1416 nucleotides long. RefSeq names its product ankyrin repeat and sterile alpha motif domain containing 4B (gene anks4b). The transcript has 2 exons. The record is from RefSeq and is a predicted model, not a curated record. The coding region runs from base 97 to 1383 and encodes 428 amino acids. Lineage: Eukaryota; Metazoa; Chordata; Actinopteri; Pleuronectiformes; Cynoglossidae. Gene Ontology annotation, molecular function: protein binding.
GUGACCGUUUUGUUUGCUCAGGUCUGCUGUAGUGACUCUGAGCCCUUCUUUUCAGGAGUGGACGUCCCUGGACACACUUGGCACUUCAAGUCAGAGAUGUCUAGGUAUCACAAAGCAGCCACUGAUGGCUACCUGGAGCUGCUAAAGGAGGCCACCAGGAGGGACCUCAACAUUGCUGAUGAAGAUGGGAUGACUCCCACCAUACUGGCUGCUUUUCAUGGACACGUGGAUGCGCUCCAGCUCAUAUGCAGCAGAGGAGGAGACCCUGACAAGUGUGAUAUCUGGGGAAACACGCCAUUGCACCAUGCUGCAGCUAAUGGCCACAUGCACAUCUUGAGCUUCCUGGUCAAUUUUGGUGCCAACAUUUUUGCCCUGGACAAUGAUUUUCACACUGCAAUGGACGUCGCUGCCUCUCGUGAUCGUAUGGACUGUGUACGCUUCCUAGACUCUGCUGUGUCAGAGCAAACAAACAAAAAUCCAAAGAAAGUUGCCAUUCUAAAGAAGGAGGCCGAAAAGGAGGCAGAGAAACAUAUUAAACUCUGUGAGAAGGUAAAUAAGAAACACCAGAGCAAGAUGGAAAAGAGGCAGUAUGGAGCAGGCCACACUGGGUCCAUGUCUGAGGCCAGCAUGGCUUCAUCAUUUUCAAACGGCGGUACCAUCUCAAAUGUUAAUGAAAAUGUCACAGAACUUCUUAAGGUAAAAUCUGGCUCUGUGAGAUCGGGGGUCUUCGGUACACUCCAGAAAAAGUUUGGGAAGAAAGAUAAAGGCACACUGCAGAGGUCAGGAGGGGAUGGAAAUGUUAUUUUCCUCAAGCAAGAGAACAAAGCCAAUGAGAAGCCAGAGUUUGUUGAAGUUUUUAAUGAGCAGGAUGAGAACACUUAUGAAGAACAAACAGAAGAGUUCGACAAUGAUGGAGAAGAAUUGGGUGGAGUCAAACAAUCCAUCUUCAACCGGCCUGGUCUUGGAGGUCUGAUUUUCAUGAAGAAGAUGGGAAUGGACUCAGAUGAUGUCACCACAGGAAACAAUGAAAAUCUUGGCUUUCUUAUUCAGAACCAGUCUUUAGAAGCGGAGGAAGAUGCUAAUGAUUACGAUGACACAAAUGAUGCUGGUGUGCCAUGGAAUCAGGAAGAUCUUGGUUUAGAUGAUGAUGAAGAGGAAGAAUCCUCACCUUUAGAUGUUUUCUUGUCUGCCAUUUCCCUGUCUGAGUUUGGCCUUGCAUUUAAUAAAGAGCACCUUGACCUGGAGGCUUUGAUGCUUUGCUCUGAUGACGAUCUGAAAAGCAUUCGCAUUCAGCUUGGCCCCAGGAAGAAGAUUCUGGAAGCUGUUCUUCAUAGAAAGAACACUCUUAAAUGUCCUGGGACAAUAAAGGACAGCUGCCUCUGAUCCAGUGAAACAUAAAUAUUCAUUGUCAGUUAA